AUGGCCACGCCCAAAUUUCCAACAUUUCCGCCGCCGGGCUUCCGCGGCACGGUGCUCCGCGCCGGCGACGCUGGCUACGACGACGCGCGGCGGCUUCCCAACGCGCGCGUGGGCGGCCGCCCUGCUCUCAUCGCGCGCUGCACCACAGAAGACGACGUCGUGCUGGCCGUCCGGUUCUGCUCCGCGCACGGGGAACCAAUGGCUGUUCGCGGCGGCGGCCACUCCCUCGACGGCCACGCCAUGCCCGACGGCGCGUUUGUCAUUGACCUCUCGCUCAUGAACGGCGUCGAGGUCGACCCGCACACGCGCCGGGCCACGGUCGAGGCUGGCGCGCUCAUCAGGGACAUGGACGCCGCCACGCAGCGGCACGGGCUGGCCGUGCCGUCGGGCACCGUCUCGCACACGGGCGUGGCGGGACUGACGCUGGGCGGGGGCUUGGGCUUCCUGGCACGGCUGCACGGCAUGGCGGUAGACAAUGUCAUCUCUGUGGAUGUCGUCACAGUCUACGGCCUGCAGCUGACGGCAUCCAAGACGAGAAACAGCGACCUGUUCUGGGGCAUCCGCGGUGCCGGCCACAACCUGGCCAUUGUCACCAGCUUCGUCUUCCAGGCCCAUCCCAUCGGCCCGGCCGUCAUGAACGGGCACAUCAUCUAUCCGAUCGAGGCGGCGCCGCAGAUCCUCAGCCAGCUGCACCUCGAUCUGCAAAACGCGCCGCGCGAGCUGGCGAUGUACCCCGUCCUGCUGCCCGCCCCCGAGUUUCCCGGCGUGCCGAAAGCGCUGGCGGGAACGCCCAUUCUGGUCUUCGUCACCGUGUACGUAGGCCGGCUAGAAAACUUCCAGGCCACCAUGGACGCGGUGCUGCCGUCGACAGCACCGCUGGCGAACGCGGUGCACGCGUCGACGUGGACAGCAGCCAACUCGAUGCUCGACGUGCUGACACCGCCAGGCCGUCGGCAGCACCACUGUGGCGGAUACCUCGCCGCGCUGACUCCUGAAAUCGUGGACAAGGCCGUUGCGCUCGUCCGCAGCGCGCCGACGAUGCCCACGGCAGGCAUCGCGAUCGCGUUCCCGUGUCUCGGCGGGGCCGCGGCCGACGCGGACGAGGAGUCGAUGGCGUACUCGCGCGCGAAUGCGUCUUGGCUGUACGAGAGCUACGCCUCGUACGCGGAUGAGGGCGAGGACGCCGUGUUCGGGGAGUGGGUAGAGCAGGGCAAGGAGCAGCUCGGCGCGUUCUCGCUCAGCAAUUCGUAUGUCAACCUGUCGAGCGACGACAGCCCGGGCUGGCUGGGCAAGGUGUACGGGGCGCAGGGGAAGUGGGAGAGGCUGUGCAGGCUCAAGACGGAGUACGACCCGGAGAACCGCCUUUGCUACAAUAAGAACAUUACCAGGGCGCGGUUAGCCCUCGCUAGAGGGUUCGCGGAGAUGACGCCUGCCUAG
Molecule: messenger RNA, 1437 nt
Organism: Cordyceps militaris CM01
Lineage: Eukaryota; Fungi; Ascomycota; Sordariomycetes; Hypocreales; Cordycipitaceae
Product: FAD linked oxidase domain protein
Exons: 1
Coding region: 1-1437 (478 amino acids)
Molecular function (GO): oxidoreductase activity; FAD binding
Source: RefSeq, a predicted model, not a curated record